GCUCUUAGAGCCGAAUCGUUCGCGACCGACCCAUCAUUAGGUCACAUUGCUUAAACGGUUCUGUGCUUUAUUAACUCAUUUAAACUACCUCGGGGUUCUGGUGGAUAAACAUUUUAACCGUGGAACCUGCUAGGCCUAACGAACCCCUGUGUUAAGGUCCACGUAAUGGGGAGCCAAUUAUCCAUUGAUCCCAGCGUCCAUGUUGUGAUCGUUGGUGGUGGGUUUGGUGGGAUUACAGCUGGCCAGCAUCUUAAACAUCAAGGGGUGCCCUUUAUGCUGAUUGAUCCAUCUGAUGCAUUUCAUCACAAUGUUGCAGCACUGCGUGCCUCUGUCCAGAGUGAUUUUGCUCGGAAGACUUUCAUUCCGUAUAAAGAAACUUUUGGGUUGAGUUUCCUUCAAGGACGUGUGAUACAGAUAAACAUGUUGGAUCACUUUGUUGUGCUUGAUAAUGGAAAGGAAGUGACAUACUCACACCUCAUAAUAUGCACUGGGAGUGAUGGACCUUUUCCUACCAAAUGCAAUGCUGAGCAUUCCUACCAGAAAGCUAUUGAGAUGUAUGAAGACAUUGUGAAAAAGGUCCAAGCAGUGGAUUCAGUGCUGGUGAUUGGUGGUGGAGCCACUGGGGUGGAAAUGGCUGCAGAAAUCAGGACAGAAUUUCCGAACAAGAAGGUAAUUCUUAUUCACCCACGUGAAACCCUAGCAGACCCAGAACUGCUUUCUAGUGUGAGAGAAGAGGCCAAACAGAUUUUGUUGGAGAAAGGAGUGGAAUUGUGUCUCGGACAGAAGGUGUCAAACCUUGAUGAGCUGGAACUGAAUGUGACUCGGAAGGGCAGCGUGGUCAAGACGGAUAAGAAUGAACAGUUCACAGUUGAUCUUGUCUUUUCGUGCAUGGGGAAUAAGAUCAACUCUAGUGCAUACAAGUCCAGCCUAGGUGGGUCUCUGGCACCAAAUGAAACUCUGAAAGUUAAUAAGCACCUGCAGGUGGAGGGCUUUGACAACAUAUAUGCUGUUGGGGAUUGUGCUAAUGUGAACGAACCUAAGAUGGCUUACCAUGCAGAACUACACGCAAAUGUGGCUGCUACCAAUAUUAUUAACAGUCUGUCUGGAAAACCGCUUACAACAUACCAGACAGGCAAUGUGUCAAUGCUGUUGGCUAUGGGCCGGGAUGCUGGAGUGGGUCAGUUUAAUGGUUACAAACUUCCUCGCUUUUUAGUUACCAAGGGAAAAAGUGAGAGUCUUUUGCUAUGGAAAAGUUGGAGGGAAAUGGGACAAAAAUCCCCAGCCUAGCAGGUAGCCGCAAGCACUGUCAAUGUUUAAGCUCCAUUUAAACUUUAAACUAGCCCAAUCAAAUUUUAAGAGCUUACAUCAAGAUAAACAGUAGUUAAAAUAAUAGCAGGCUUAAAAGUCUUUAUUUGGCAUAAAUGGAAUUAUAGGUUUAAAAUUAUUUUAAACCACAAUGUGAUUCCGUAUACACAUGACUUUUUUUUAACCCAAAAAAUCACAUAUGGUUAAAUUGAAGUAUUUUUUUUAUUUCUAGAACUAACUUUGAAUAAAAAAAUAUAUAUAAAUGUUUAGAAUGAAUGAAAGAAAAUCUACCUUUUUUUUUAAAAACUGUGAGCUCUAAUCCAGCGGUCCCCAACCUUUUUUGCAGCACGGACCGGUUUCAUAUAAGAUAUAAUUUCAUGGACGGGCGGGGUGGGAGAAUUUAAAAUAGAAUAACUAUAGAAUUGAAAAUCAGAAAACCCACCUAGUGGUGAUUGGAGACAAUAACACCCGAAGAGUUUUGGAAAUUUAAUUGCUCUUGUUGCAAUCUCUAAUUAUUUAUUCUUUCCGUGUGGCCUGGUAAUAAAUGACCCGGUGGUUGGGGACCACUGCUGUAAUCCAUCCUUAUGAGAGGAAACAUUGGAACAUUAAACCAACAAGCAGCCUUAUGUUAAAUAAUCUUCUAAUUUAAUGUUUUUUUUUCACAUUUAUUUAUGACAUGCAAUGUUACCUCAAUUAAGUAUUUAAUAUGACUUCAUAUAAACUAAAUUAUUUGAGGUGAUAACACAGUGAGCAUUGCAAGUGUAAAAAUGCAAAAAUGUAAGAUCACUGUGUACAUUAGAAGGAUAUUUAUGUCAUCUAACCACACAUUUAAGUUCCAAGAGUUUAAUAAACACUACUGGGAUUGUGACUGGAACCAUGCUUUAUUGGCAGAUUAAGUGUCAAGUGAGCUUUUUAGCAACAAUCACUAAAGGUGGGUUAAAGUUAGAAGUGACUGCACUGAAAAAUACUGAUACCCACCAAAGUAUGGCGGAGGGUCUGUCAUGUGAGACUAACUCAAAACCUGUCUGCCUCUGCCAAGCAAAUUAAAAUGGGCCAGCAGCACAGGGCUAUUACUGGACCAGAGAAACACAAAAAUGGCUUACUGAUCGCAAAAUUAAGCAUCUGCCAUGACCAUCUCAGUCCCCUUAUCUAACUCAAUAGAAAAGCCUGUCAGCUGAGCUAAAGAUAAAAGUGUACAAGAUGGGACCCAAGACAAUUUGAAGAAGUUCUAAAAAUAGGAAUGGUCUUAAAUUAUUAAUUUAGUGCUGCCAGUACUAUCUUUUCCCCCCAUCAGAAUAAAUUGACUCAAAUUGACAAUUCUACUCAAAGUUUAAAAAUACUUAGUGUAAGACUACCACCUAUUGAAAGUUUACCAGAAAAACAUGGUAUCGUUAAGCUAUCAAUAAGUACAUGUACCUCAAAAGGUGGCAUCUAUCUGUUACAGUCAACACAAUAUGGCUUUUAUUAUUCUCAGUUAUUUACUUUUUUAUUAAAUAAAGUCUAGUUCUCAGAAAUUGCCAGGGCAAGCCAUACUUUUAUUGCCAUUAUAGUAACAGAACUGUGCCAAAACUAUGUAGUUUUGGACAAAACAUACAGCCUACAUACAAUACUUCUGAUGCAUUUCUUUAUGUCUCAACUCCUCUUAACCUUUGCAAAAUGUAAGCAUGUAAAGCACAAUGCUGAUACAGUAAUAGACACAAUUAAGAUAAAUCUGUCAGUUGACAAUAUGUGGAAUAAAUCUAUUUUUUUACAUUUACAAAAA
Messenger RNA from Trichomycterus rosablanca, 3067 nucleotides. It is a transcript of the gene aifm2, whose product is annotated as apoptosis inducing factor mitochondria associated 2. Gene Ontology annotation, biological process: apoptotic mitochondrial changes; positive regulation of apoptotic process. Bases 166 to 1287 code for a protein of 373 amino acids. Gene Ontology annotation, cellular component: cytoplasm; mitochondrion. The record is from RefSeq and is a predicted model, not a curated record. NCBI's taxonomy places the organism in Eukaryota, Metazoa, Chordata, Actinopteri, Siluriformes, Trichomycteridae. The transcript is spliced from 10 exons. Gene Ontology annotation, molecular function: electron-transferring-flavoprotein dehydrogenase activity; flavin adenine dinucleotide binding.